Messenger RNA from Salvia miltiorrhiza (redroot sage), 606 nucleotides. Its product is annotated as 60S ribosomal protein L37a-1. Gene Ontology annotation, molecular function: structural constituent of ribosome. Bases 155 to 433 code for a protein of 92 amino acids. The transcript has 5 exons. Gene Ontology annotation, cellular component: ribosome. The record is from RefSeq and is a predicted model, not a curated record. Gene Ontology annotation, biological process: translation. Lineage: Eukaryota; Viridiplantae; Streptophyta; Magnoliopsida; Lamiales; Lamiaceae.
AAGCAAAAACUUUGGGGAGGUAAAUGCAAUUUGGAGUAUAUACGUCUACAUAUAAGAGCAUCGACAAGGGUUUCUUUUCUUUCACGCAGCUGAAUCUAGGGUUUUUGACUUUCAGCAGCUGCUUCUCGUCGCGCCGGCCGUCUACCCAUUUGCAAUGGCCAAGAGAACCAAGAAGGUUGGGAUCGUCGGGAAAUAUGGCACCCGGUAUGGUGCUAGUUUGAGGAAGCAGAUUAAAAAGAUGGAGGUUAGCCAGCAUAGCAAGUACUUCUGCGAGUUCUGCGGAAAGUACGCCGUGAAGAGAAAGGCAGUCGGCAUUUGGGGAUGCAAGGAUUGUGGCAAAGUGAAAGCAGGCGGUGCUUACACCAUGAACACUGCCAGUGCCGUGACCGUGAGGAGCACCAUCAGAAGGCUGAGGGAGGCGACAGAGAGUUAAAUUUAGUGAAAGUUUUUAUUUGGCAUAUUUUCCCACCUUUUGAAUUAUAAUUUCAAUUGAAGUAGUCCCUAGACUUGUGAAAUUUGGUGAGCUUUGCUAGCCACCUAUAUGCACUUGACUUCUAUAUUCCUUUUUGGCUAAAAUUCUUGGAAAUUUAGCUCUCAUUUUGAGAA